AUGACGGCUGGCAGCGGUGAGUCAGCGAAUGGCCAUCCACAGAAUGGCCAUCCACAGAAUGGCCAUCCACAGAAUGGCCAUCCACAGAAUGGCCAUCCACAGAAUGGCCAUCCACAGAAUGGCCAUCCACAGAAUGGCCAUCCACAGAAUGGCCAUCCACAGAAUUCGCCCUACAAUAGCCACCGAACUCCCAGAAUGGAUCCAGCAAGAUCCAUUCUUGCUGGAAAAAUGGAUCCAGCAAGAUCCAUUCUUGCUGGAAAAAUGGAUCCAGCAAGAUCCAUUCUUGCUGGAAAAAUGGAUCCAGCAAGAUCCAUUCUUGCUGGAAAAAUGGAUCCAGCAAGAUCCAUUCUUGCUGGAAAAAUGGAUCCAGCAAGAUCCAUUCUUGCUGGAAAAAUGGAUCCAGCAAGAUCCAUUCUUGCUGGAAAAAUGGAUCCAGCAAGUGGUGCACCGGUGAAGCAAAAGAGUGGUCUUACCACAGUAAGGAACAGUAAAGGCCAGGUACCAGAGGCCGUCAAGAUGGGCAUCGCUAGUACUUCUAUCAGAGAAACAAGCAGUCCGGACAUCUUAAUUUGCGGCAAUUGUCGGGAGCUGUUUUCCAACCUCAGUGACUUCAUCGACCAUCGACGGACCUAUUGCAAGCUCAGGUUCACUUGCAAGUGUUCCUCUCACAAUGGUGUCAUGCGUACAGAGGAGAGUGCUCUGCUACUCUGCGCACUCUGCAAGGAGAACUUUGCAUCUGCCUGGGACUUGAUGGUCCACGCACAGGCUGCUCACAUGGUUAAUAUCUACCAAUUGGGAUCCAAGGACACCCUACAGGAUAGCGGCACGUGCAGCACGGCCGAGGACAGCACGGCAGGCAGCACGCCCGCUAGUGACCUCGGAGGUGACAUGAGUACGGAGAGUAACGGUGGCGAGGCGCGCGGCGAGGCGAGCGACUGUGCCAAGAUGGAGGAAGACCCCAGGGCACCCCUUCCCAAGCAGAAUGGCGUUGGUGGAGAGGAGGAAGGAGAAGGGAGCAGGGAACUAAUGAACGGCGCGUCACCAAUGCCGCAACAGACAGAGUUGGAGCGAAGCGAGGCGGUGGUAACCCAGUGAACCACAUCAACCACACCACCACCAGAACCCAAACCCCACCUCAACCCUCCCUCCGCCCCCUCCUGCACCUCACAACACCUCCCUACUCUCCGCCCCCUCAACCCCCCAAGCCUUUCCGCAGUUACCCCUCUCUUACCACCAUUGCGACAACAGCUACAGAAAACGGCACUAAGUUAUUCAAGAAACCUAUUGGGUGAAACUUAGAGUCGUCCUCGACUUCCAGUAACGUAAUCCUCGGGCCUUGUGGUUGACAGGAAUACUGCCUCAGUAUUUUCAGGCAAAACAAUAGCCUAUAUCUUUUUGCAAACUAUUGUGCGUAACUUGUUUCUCCUGGAUGUGUAUUUUCUGUCAUUUAGUUUCAUAUAAUCAAAGCCUAUUCAUUCAGCAAUGAUUUUUUGCUUCAGAGAAAAGAAAUCACAGGUUGCAAUCCGAGUGCACCUCUCAAUAGUGAGGAGAUGGGCUCAAGGUCACGACAUGCACAACUGCCUUAAGACUGACUUCACUCCUACACAGCAACACAAUAUUGUGUUCUUUGAAUCAUCACAAUAAUCUUCCUCCCCCAUCCUCCCCCAUCAUCUUCAACACUGUUGUCAGAUGACGAAAAUCCACUUACCGUAGCGUAGGUGUCAAACUGUAUAGGUAUAUUGAGAGAGAGAGAAAAAAAAUAUUCUACAGACAGGCAGGGAAGACGUAAAUGAUCAGUCUCCUGUAGCUGUGUUGGUGUGGUUCUCCAAGCUGCCGCCAGGGAAGCAAUGGGAAUCGAAGGGACUGAAAUGGGCCCAAGGAAGAGCAGAUUGAAGGUCACAUAGGGGCCGCUCACGCCCACCAAAGGCUCGGAAAGUUUGCUAUGAAUCUCCAAAAAGUCGCCAGAAAGAAGUCCCUCACUUCACACAUACGCUGUCACUCGAGGUCAAGUCACACUCAGGGUAACGGUAUUGGUAACGAGGAAUCAUCGUGCCUCGUUAGUCCACAAAGAACCACGCCCUGAAAACGGUGAGAUUGGACACUGGUAGUGUAAAAAUAACGUGUACAGAGAGUUAUGAGAGAUAUAUAUAAAAUCUUGCAACAAGUGAAUUGUACCACGGUGGCGGAAGCUUCGUAGUGAGGUGAUAGGUGACUCGAAACGGAACCAAUGAGACAGUGUGUAUGGUACUGCACUUCAGUAGUGUCAAGACCUCACUCCCUUAAAGUGGUGAUCUUCAAGGCCGAAGAGAAUUGCUCCCUGGUAUGAACGAGAUCGCUUAACCCAGCUAGUUUGGAGGUAUCUAAGAUGGUAUUGUUGGGUGGUUGUGGUACCCUGGUGGCGGUAUGGUAUAGUCUUAUAUUCUAGUCUACUAGAAUAUAUAUUUAAUUCUAGUAUUUCAAUUAAACUGUAAUGUAGGUGAGAAAUGCAAAACAAAAAAAGAGUGGACAUGUGUGGUAAUUACAAGACUUCCGACGACUCGUUUAAGUUGUGACAAAUAGACAAAGGCCCACAAUAGUUUAAUUUGUAAAACAUUUGUGUAUUUGGUUUAUGAUGUGAGUGUAAGGAAAAUUAAUUAGAAAUCAUUUUGGAAGACAUAUCGUAAGGGGUUUUGUUUUCAUUUGGUAUUAAUAAGAUUUCAAGCAUUUUGUUUCUCAGUGGCAAUAUUUGUUAGUAUAUUUAGAACAGGGAUCACAUAUGGAGUCAGUAUUAUCCAAGAUGAUAUUAAGCAAUCAUUCAAAUGCUGUGAUGUGAACAUUAGGGUAAAUUUUGUCACUUUGAACCAUUAAUAGAUAAUAGUAUAGAGUCUUUUCAUAUGAAUCUUUAUAGAGUAAAGAUUCUCUUAUCAAUCAAAGUUUAAAACAAAAAAAACACAAAAAAAGACGUGCGGAUCAGAUCUCUAAAACAUGUUUCCUUAAAGCAUCAACGAAGACCCUCUCAGCCCGGACUCUCGCCACCGACUGAACCUUCAGCGCCUCUGGCGGCCAGGCUAGCGAAGUUCGGCUGUGACGUCACGCAUGUAAACAUUAGAGAGAUCUUAGUGCCUCUUCCACCAAUCGCAGAAUCCUGUUUCAGUGUCACCUGCGUGACGUCAUACUUGAUUCCCGUCUGUUUCUGCCCUCACUUCUAAGGAAAGAGGGAGUGAAUGAUACAAGGAGAUGCCGUUGACAAAUCCCGAUGCAAUAAAGCUUCAUUGAAGAGUUUUUUGUUAGUGAAGCACCACGACUUCAAAAAGUAAAUGACAAUCGGUUUUCCAUCAUUGUAAUAGGGGGAAAGUUGACAUAUUUAGUUUAUGACUAUUGUAGUUGUUACUCCUCAUAUUUCAGCCAUAUUGUCGGCUGUCUAUUGUAAUACAUAUCAAGGUUAGGGGGAGUAGAGUAGUAUGGGUAGAGGGAGGGGGGCAUUAGACGUGACUCGCACUCUCCACUUCUGUCCUAGAAAGUAUAUAUAUAGGAGUUAGGGAAAACGGAGUUAGGGGUCACUGUGCCAAAAAUACGAGUAGCCAUAGAAUUUGACAUGACUCCCGUAAAGGGACAGAUACCCCAAUUAAUAAAUGGGUAGGGAAUCAAUUAGCAUUGUAGGUCAGAAUAGCUGCCCCUUUCUUGCAGUGAAGGUCGUGGGUCGCUCAGUCCCUAGCAUGUGUGUGUGUAUGUCAAUCUGGGAGAAUUUUGAGCACGACCCCUCUAUAUUUUCGGCUUUUUCUAUCCUCAAACUUGGUGAACAGCCGCUCAGAGUUAUCGCUCAAGUGCUCAUCAGGUUUCAAGUGUCGUGUCAGAGUUCGGGCCCCGUGUGGAAGACUUCUGCUUAUCGAGGAAUAACAUUUAAUAAAAGAUCGCCAAAGAUCGCCUUUGUUUCGUGUACAAAUCUCUCAAAUGAUCUGUGAAGACAUGGCUUUGUUGGUUGUUUAAAGGAUAACUUUAGAAUUAGGUACAUAUCAUCAAUCAUGUCUUUGUCUUAGAGUUGCGAUCGAGUCAGCUGCUGUUUUGACUCCCGUUGUAAGUCGCCAGAAGGGAGAAAAUGCGCUGUGAAAAAAAAAACAAUAAUAAGCCUUACAGGGCCCACUCGAGACAAACGGCAGCUGAUUGGGUUUCAUUUAGUCCUAUAAUCUAUGUUGAUUUGGAAUUUGGAUUGAACAUCCCCCCUCCUACCCCCCCUCCCCCUUUGUAGGUGUUAAGGGAUAAUGACAAUAACUUAUUGGGAUAUCGGUAGUUAUCCAAUUUGAGGUAUUUCUGAUACAACUCCAGUUAAAUGGUGCACAUUUAGCGAGUCUUUGUAACUGGCGAACUGCCCAGUUUGUUAGCAGUCUCGACGGACCCCCCAAGUCUUAGUCUCUUUUCAUACGAAGUUGAUCGACGUUAAUACGUUCAAACUUUCUAAAACUAGUCAUAGAAGUAUAUCAUCGAACUUAUAUUUCUUUUCCCUAUAUGUGAGAAGAUCUUCAGCUCCUGAGCCUUCAAGCAGAAGACGCAAGGGGGGCCCGCAGUUCCCCAAGCAGCAGAGGCAAGAGGCCUGCAGUUCCCCAAGCAGCAGAGGCAAGGGGCCCGCAGUCCCCCAAGCAGCAGAGGCAAGGGGCCCGCAGUCUCCCAAGCAGCAGAGCCAAGGGGCCCGCAGUCUCCCAAGCAGCAGAGGCAAGAGGCCCGCAGUUCCCCAAGCAGCAGAGGCAAGGGGCCCGCAGUCCCCCAAGCAGCAGAGGCAAGGGGCCCGCAGUCUCCCAAGCAGCAGAGCCAAGGGGCCCGCAGUCCCCCAAGCAGCAGAGCCAAGGGGCCCGCAGUCCCCCAAGCAGCAGAGGCAAGGGGCCCGCAGUCCCCCAAGCAGCAGAGACAAGGGGCCCGCAGUCCCCCAAGCAGCAGAGCUAAGGGGCCCGCAGUCCCCCAAGCAGCAGAGGCAAGGGGCCCGCAAUCUCCCAAGCAAGGGGAACACUAAUUCCUCCACACAGCAAAUGCGAGAGAGCUGCAAGUCUCACAAUACAGAAGGGGGGGAAGCUACGUGUAAACAAAGUAGCAGAAACGAAGACUGAGGCCACAAAUCCCCCAAAGAGACCAAAAGUCCCCAAGCCAGUAGAGACAAGGAAGCCUCAACUCCUCUACAUACAGCGGAGGUGAGGACCUGCAACUCCCUCAAGCUGAGGAUAAAAAGGCUUCAACUCCCCCCUCGAGGGACAGUGGUAAGAAGGCCGUGAUUUCCCCCGAGCCGCAACAGCAGCCAUGAUAGGCCGAGAGUUGGCGAGCCGCUCACAUAUGCCGUUGUCUUGUACACACAUUAGAAAGAAAGGAUAGGGUCAACUUGGUCUUUCUUUUAGUUACCCCUCGCCCUCUUCCCCAGUAGAUGUGCUGUGGUGAUGCAGCAUAUACACUGAUGCGGCCAUUCUUCUCUUUUUCCCCCUUUUCCUGUAAUGUUUCGCGAAUAUAUAUUUAGAUAAAUGCAUUUACUAAAUACUAGUAUUUGUAUUUGUAUUUAGCAAAAUAAUGAUAAUUUGCGUUGUUUUUUUAGCAUUUGUGUAUGCGUGUCAGUGUGUGUGUGAAUGCGAGAAUGUUUUAGUGUGUGUGUUAAUCUUUGUAAAUUUUUAUUUCUCAAUAUUAGUAAUGUCUGCCUUUUUCAGUGUCAUUUCAGAAUUUAAGUAUAACAAUCAAAUCUUACAAGUUAAACUACCUUUAGAUUUGCCCAUUUUCUGAAACUGUAUUAGAUAAAAGCUACCGAGAAACUUGAGAAUAUGCAACUAUCUUCCAUUUCCUUGAAGUGUUCCUUUAGAAUAUGUUGUUCGCGAAACAGAUGAAAUAGGAGAAUGGCCUAAUUUAAAAUAGUUUAGUACUGUAACUCAGCAUUUUUACAUGACCACUAAUAUUAAAGGAGGCGUUUCAUGAGUAGGGGUUUCCUGUUUGAAAGCUGUUAAGCUAUGAUAGACCAGAGAGUCGACCAUUUUUAAAGGAUUGGAGGAAACUUGACAGUUCAGGCGAGCUGUUCACGUCUUGUCAUGUUGUAAACCUCUGAUUCAGGAGUAUUGAUGAAGCUGUCAAAGGUGUUCUCUGAGGAAUGACGACAGAUUCGUCAGGGAAGGUGAAUCAUCACCCUCCAGCUUCGCCACCUGUCAGCUGUGUGUGUGUGUGUGGUUGUCUCUGGACGCAGGCAUCACGCCUUACAGACGCCGGCGACUGUACAAGAAUUAAUGUGUACCCACCUGUUCAACCCUGGAUAAGUUUGGUGACUCAUUAAGGUAUCCAUAUGCUUUUAUAACUCUAUGAACAUGUAAAUUCUUGUGGUAUUUUUUUUUUUUUAGGAAUAUUGUCCUUUUGGCAACUUUGGUUGCUUGUGCUGACCCCUAUUUUGAAUGCCAAUCACUAAUUUUCUUUGUGUUCUUUGCCAAUUCCCAGAAUUGAUAAAGUGAAGGAAAUCAAUUGUGAGAGAUUUUGAUAAGUGUUAUAGUUUGAUUUUGCUGUUUUCGUACCUCGAAUCAACACUAAAAAAUAUAUAAAUUUAAAUAUGUUUAUCCUACAAUUCUUUUUCCCCUUUUCGCCUAAGCUACUUAGGUUGCAGAAUUUCCCCUUCUCCCCCCAAGUACAAUAGUGGGUGCUGCUACUCAGUACUCACUCAUUGUCAGCAAUAAAGCACAUGCUAUAAUAAUUCGUGUCGAUAUGCAGACGAGGAGUCACAAUAACGUGGCUGAAAUAUGUUGACCAAACCACACACUAGAAGGUGUAGAGACGACGACGUUCCGGCCCAUCCAGGACCAUUCUCAAGUCGACGGUCACACUUUCUAAGUGUGUGUGGUUUGGUCAACAAUUCGUGUCGCUUGAAGGAGGGAAAUGAUUGAUGAUUAGUGAUGAUUAUGUGAGCGGUAGACAGCUGCUAAGGCUUCCCAUGUCUAUAAGAAUCAUUGUACAUUAUAGCUUAGUGGAAGCCAAAAAGUGAUACCAACUGCACCUCUCUCAUUCAUGACAAUUUCUGGGAAAAAUAUGCUAAAAAAAUUUAGUUUUUCAUGAAACUUAUUGAGGGCCAAUAUAAAUAACUUAUGACACUUUAUUCUCGUAUUAGGAGAUCCAAACUUCAAAGAAUUAUUUGAGCUGGUCUCCAGCGGUCUCCAGCCUAUCUCUCAAGAUGUCAUUCAGGAUCUGUUGGUUAGCGGUGGUCAUCUUUAUAUACAGUACUGUGUUAAGUGUACGUUAUUAUAAUGAAUGUUUUGUAACAGUUGGAAAGUAAAAAUUGUUACGAC
Molecule: messenger RNA, 7265 nt
Organism: Procambarus clarkii (red swamp crayfish)
Lineage: Eukaryota; Metazoa; Arthropoda; Malacostraca; Decapoda; Cambaridae
Source: RefSeq, a predicted model, not a curated record